GACGCAGCUCCGCGCCCCGGCCAUGUGACGAAGCGCAGCGGCCUCUCCUCUCCGCUUUUCUCGGUCCUCCCUUCCCAGGGUUCAAUGAGCGCUGUGUGGCCCCACCCCGCGUCUCUUCAGUGCCGUCUGCCUCUUCAAUGUAGCCUGCUAUUCUCGGAGGAAGAGAAAGGGAGAAAAUAAUAAUAACAACCCCCCGAAGAGGCGCUUCUUGGACCGUGUUUCACCUUCCUCGGCCAGCGCCUUCCCCCUCGCCCUCCGGAGAGGAGCGGCCUUUCACGGUGGGAAUGUGCUGCUACAACAGCCCCGCGUCCUAUUUUUUCUCAAUGUAAAUGCACAUGUAAGAGUGUCAAGCCUGUGGCGUGUUUACUCUCCUCCGAUUCAAGGGGUUGAAUAUGUAAAUACCUGUUUGUGUGACAGUCUGUAGGUGUGUAAACAUUUAGAGGCCGUGUAAAAAACCCGAAGCCUGACAGCGGGGGUUGAUUUUUUUUUUUUUUUUUUUCACCUGCAAGAAACGUGGAUACAUUUUGAGAGAUUCUCGGAUCUUGGUCACGUUUUCCAUAUAUUUUCUUUAACCCAGCCGUUUUCAAAAAUCAGUUUUCUCUCGUUGAAGGAUUCACCUGACAUUUUCAAAAAAUAAGCAGUAUGUCGGUGCGCAGUUUUGGAGGGUCGGUAGUGAUGUGAAGGACUGAUAACACAUUUCUGCCACAAAAGAGAGGGAGGGAGCGAGAGAGAGAGAGAGAGAGAGAGAGAGAGAGAGAGAAGGCCCUCUGGAGGAGAAAAUACAGCAAGGGAACAGCCAUCACAAAUAAGGAGGACAAAUUGGUGGUCUCGUUUCGGAGUUGGAGGUGGCGACGGAAGACAACCGAAGCGAGUUUGGAGCUUGAUUUGAUGCGGAGAAGGAGCCGGAUGACGACGGAAGGAAGAAGAAUAUCAUACAUGUAGCUCGUUUGGGUUUACAUAUUAUUUGCCUUCCUGCUGUUCUGCUAGGUGGGUACCCGACCCAAGGCAGCCGUCGGGGAGAAAGAAAAAUCCACAGAAAUAGUGUAAUUGUACAGCUUCGGACAUGUUUGUUGCCAAAGACGAGAGGCGCCUCAGCCCGGCCGAGCCUUUCGGACACGCCGACUUCAGCUCCUUGUCACGGGCAGCAGUAAGACGCAAGACCCCGGCUUUCGGAGAUGCAAAUUAGGCUCUUUUCGCUGCCUCCGUUUGAGGUGAAAUCCCGUAUUUUAGUGUCGUAACGAACGCUGUGGAUUAUAAUUAUCUUCCAAUUAGUCGAGGGGGAGAGAUUAUAAGAAGGAAAACACACUAAAGUUAGGGUUAGAAGAGGGGGAAAAGCAGGACUGAAGCUAACAGAGAAAGGCGGCCUCCGUGUCGUCAGCAGCAGUAUCCUGCCUUUUUUCUGACAGCAAAAUACGCUUUAUACACAUUAUUUCUCCAGAAUUAAACUACCGACAGUUUUAGAAACAAUAACUGUGUAAAUGUGUGUUGCGUUGCUGCCAAAUCCGAGGGCCAAACGAGGGACCUAGAUCAUUUUUACUUAUUUAUUUUCGUUUCUACAUACUCCCCUCCCUCCACUGCUUCUACUUCUUCCACUCCUCUUCCUCCUCCCCUGGACCCCCAUUUUUUCUUUUUUUUUUCUUGCGGGAAGAUGGGUUGUUUGGGCAACAGUAAGACCGAAGACCAGAGAAAUGAGGAGAAGGCACAAAGAGAAGCUAACAAAAAGAUUGAGAAGCAGCUCCAGAAGGACAAACAGAUCUACAGAGCAACACACAGACUACUACUUUUAGGAGCUGGAGAGUCAGGGAAGAGCACCAUAGUGAAACAGAUGAGGAUACUACAUGUCAACGGCUUCAAUGCAGAAGAAAAGAAGCAGAAAAUUCAGGACAUCAAGAACAAUAUAAAAGAGGCUAUUGAGACCAUAGUAACAGCCAUGAGCACACUGACGCCACCAGUGCAGCUGGCCUGUCCAGAGAACCAGUACAGGAUCGAAUAUGUUCUCAACCUCGUCAACCAGAAAGAUUUUGACUUUCCAUCGGAGUUUUACGAUCAUGCAAAGACAUUGUGGCAGGACGACGGGGUCCAGGCAUGCUUUGAGAGAUCCAACGAAUACCAGCUAAUCGACUGUGCACAAUACUUUCUAGACAAGAUCGACAUUGUGAAACAGAAUGACUACACUCCAACGGAUCAGGAUUUGCUUCGGUGCAGAGUUUUGACUUCAGGAAUCUUUGAGACGAGGUUCCAAGUAGACAAGGUCAAUUUCCAUAUGUUCGAUGUUGGAGGUCAGAGAGACGAACGCAGGAAAUGGAUUCAGUGCUUUAAUGAUGUGACGGCCAUCAUCUUUGUGGUGGCCAGUAGCAGUUACAACAUGGUGAUCAGAGAGGACAAUCAGACCAAUCGACUACAGGAGGCCCUCAACCUCUUCAAGAACAUCUGGAACAAUAGGUGGCUGCGGACCAUUUCUGUCAUUUUGUUCUUAAAUAAACAGGACCUGCUUGCAGAGAAAGUACUAGCAGGGAAAUCUAAAAUCGAGGAAUACUUCCCUGAAUUUGCUCGCUACACCACGCCUGAUGAUGCGACACCAGAACUUGGAGAAGAUCCUCGUGUUACAAGAGCAAAGUACUUCAUAAGAGAUGAGUUCCUGAGGAUCAGCACAGCAAGCGCGGAUGGGAGGCACUACUGUUACCCCCACUUCACCUGCGCAGUCGACACAGAAAACAUCCGCAGGGUCUUCAACGACUGUCGAGACAUCAUCCAGCGGAUGCACUUGCGGCAGUACGAGCUGUUGUGAUGGGAACGCCAAAAACAUACUCUUGAAAAAGAUCGGACUACAGCAAAAGACACUGAACACUGGGUCUCUGAACUCCCCUCUUCCACGGAUGUGUGUUAGUGCCUGCAGCAAAAAAAAAUAAGGCCAAAGUACACACACACACACACACACCUCUGCAGUAAACGCACCCAAAACCCAGAGCUACCCCUGAUGCAAUGUCCCCAUGUGAUGUGGGAUUUGAUGAAGGGGUUUCAAGGGAUUAAAAGAGAAUUAAAAUAAAGACUCAAAUCUCCAGCUUCAGCCAUAUUCCAAGCUCCUCACCUUUCUGACGUCAAGUAUUGUCCUCCAUCACCCUGCUGAGAAGGGCCCAGUCCGGACUGAGUUUCCCAGCUUAGAGAGUUUUUUACAUCUGUGUUGAUAAAAACCAAGAGAGCUAAAAAUGUCAGUGCAAAACUGUUGAAUUACUGCAAAUAGAGAAUACAUGUGCCACCAUAGAUGAGCAGAACACGGCAUCUAAUAAAUAAAAAGGAAAACAAAAUGGAAUAAAUAAAAAAAAACAACACACAAGCACUGUGCUCAGGACUUAACUUGAAUUGUGUACACCAAACCUUCCUGUCUUCACGAACAUCUUUGAAUCCAGUGUGUCAAUUCUGCUUUCUCCUGGACAGCAAGCCCCAGGAAGGUGGGUCCUCCGCUCUGUUCACAAGCUGCUCGGCUUGCUGAGGUCUCAGCUGACUCAUCCUGAGUGAGAUUUAACCGGAUCGAGUUCAGACUCAAACAGACCUUCAGGGGUGUUGCCGCUCAUGGACUCCUUCGGAGCCGUUUUGCCUCAUUGGCAGAGGAGCCAAACUAAGGAGAACACAUAAAAUUUAAAAGAAAAAAAAAGCCAACUUUUGUGGAAUCAAAGAGGACAAAACUGCAUCCUCCAACAGUACAGUAUCGUAUAAAUUAACAAGAACUCUCAUCCUGUUUUACUGUCUCCACAGCUGUUUUUGUCUGUGUAGACUUUGUGCCAUUGUGCCCUGUGCGCUCAUUCUUUAUCUGUUUUGCCUACUCUCCAUCUUCAACCCCACCUUUAUUUUCUCCCCUUUCUUGCUCUCCACCUCUUCCCGUCUGAACUUUCCUCAGUGUCUUUAAGUGAAAAUGAGAUGUUACAAACCAGAACUUUGAAAAAGAAGACAGCAACCAGACCCCCCCCCUCAUUCUUGGCCCUUUUUUUUUUGUAUUCAUGUGGUUAAACGACCCGCCCGCCCCCACCCUGCCAUUCCUCUCCUAUCAUUCCUGACCCUGACCUCCUGCUUCUUCCUACGUAUGUCUUUACUUUACUGCUGAACUAUUAUUCUUGUACAGACUGUAAAAUGUAUUAUUUUGUACAACUUUAUUGAAGAAAAAAAAAGAAUUAACUUUUAGAAGAUCCCUGUGCCUUGAUCACGACUGUACGUGUGUAAUGAGCUAAAGUGGGUGUCAUACUGCGCUGUAUAGCUUGGCCAAUCCUCCCGACUCCUCCAUCCUCGCCUUUUUCUCAUCUUUCUUUAAACCCCGUCCCUUUCUGUACCUCCCUAAAUUGCUCUCUCUGUCUUCUCGUUUCCUCCUCAGAAAUGACAGAAAAAACCAUUUGUAGCUUUUGUAGUAUUUUUUUCUUUCUCCCCUCUUUCUCUCCUUCCCACCUCCCCACUAUUUUCCGAUUAUGAUUUAAAUGUCUAUUUUUGGAUCCGUAUACCCCAAAAAGAUAAAUAUAUGAAAUGUAUAUGGGUUUUAAAAAAAAAAAAAGUAUUUUAUUAGAAUCAAAUGAACCUUGACAAAUUGUACACUUGAUAGUGUGCGUAUUGCUAUAAGUUAAAUCCUUUCAACUGAA
Girardinichthys multiradiatus is the source of this 4622-nucleotide messenger RNA. RefSeq names its product GNAS complex locus (gene gnas). Gene Ontology annotation, molecular function: ionotropic glutamate receptor binding; insulin-like growth factor receptor binding; D1 dopamine receptor binding. The record is from RefSeq and is a predicted model, not a curated record. Gene Ontology annotation, cellular component: heterotrimeric G-protein complex. Bases 1649 to 2788 code for a protein of 379 amino acids. The transcript is spliced from 12 exons. Lineage: Eukaryota; Metazoa; Chordata; Actinopteri; Cyprinodontiformes; Goodeidae. Gene Ontology annotation, biological process: sensory perception of chemical stimulus; adenylate cyclase-activating dopamine receptor signaling pathway.